AUGGCCCGCCUCUAUGAACGACCCCUGAUCACACUACAGCAGGGAUCCGAUAGCACCAAGCAACACUUCCUCACCCGCGAGUGGCCGGCCUCCGCAUCCGCAGUCUACACUCAACAGCACUACACGACACUCUCCCUCUUCACCCAUCACAGCUGCUGCAGCCAACAUCUCCACAACAGAGGACAUAAAGGACAGUUCUCCCACCACCACAAAGCAAGACUUUCUCCCUGCCCGGUGACUGCGGCUCCUGCAUCAACGCUCAGUGACACUCCCUCUUCCUCUAUCAAAGCAGCCAACAUCCCCAGCAGAGCUGUCUGGCUCUGUGCUACAGCAGUGGCCAUUUUGGUUCUGCUGAUGUCUUCUGGGUGUUUGGGUCUGGCCCCUGAUGGACAGGACUCAGACAGGACUCAGCCUGAGACAGGCUUACAGCCCAAUGGGGAGCUGGACUCGCUGGAAGAGGACAACCACCACCGGCAGAAGAGGAGCUGGGUCUGGAACCAGUUCUUUGUUCUGGAGGAGUACACCGGCAGCGAGCCGCUCUACGUUGGCAAGCUCCACUCGGACAUGGACAACGGCGAGGGGAAUGUGAAGUACGUCCUGACGGGAGAAGGAGCCUCCUCCAUCUUCACCAUCGACGAGAACACCGGGGACAUCCACGCCACCAAGCGCCUGGACCGAGAGGUGCAGGCGUACUACACGCUCAGAGCCCAGGCGGUGGACAGCGUGUCGCAUCGCCCUGUCGAACCCGAGUCCGAGUUUGUGGUGAAGGUGCAGGACAUCAACGAUAAUGAGCCCAGGUUCCCUAGCGGGCCCUACACCGCUGGCGUGUCAGAGAUGUCUCCCCUGGGUACGCAGGUGGUGCAGGUGACGGCGACGGAUGCGGACGACCCCACGUAUGGCAACAGCGCCAGGGUCAUCUACAGCAUCAUCCAGGGCCAACCCUACUUCUCCGUGGAGCCCAAAACAGGCAUUGUGAGGACAGCCCUGCCCAAUAUGGACCGCGAGACGAAGGACCAGUACCUGAUCGUGAUCCAGGCGAAGGAUAUGGUUGGUCAGAUGGGCGGCCUAUCGGGAACCACCUCCGUCACGGUGCUGCUGGAGGAUGUCAAUGAUAACCCCCCGCGCUUCUCUCGCAAGUUUUACGAGUACACGGUGUCGGAGUCUCUGCCCGUAGCCUCGGUGGUGGCCAAGCUGAAGGCGAUGGAUGAUGAUGAGGGCUCCAAUGCGGAGAUGGACUACCGCAUCGUGGACGUGGACGGGGGCGGCCCCGCUGUCUUCAACAUCACCACAGACGAGGACACACAGGAGGGCGUCAUCAUCCUGCAAAAGCCUCUGGACUACGAGAGCAAGAGGAACUACACUCUGAAGGUGGAGGCCACCAAUCGCUACAUCGACCCCCAGUUCCUCACCUACGGGCCCUUCAGUGACACCACCAUAGUGAGGCUGAAUGUGGAGGACAUCAACGAGCCGCCCAUCUUCUCCACGCCCCUCAGCAAGAUGGUGGUCUCGGAGGCCGCCAAGGUGGGGACGGUCAUCGGGAGCGUGUCGGCUCACGACCCGGACCUCAACAAGAGCUCCAUCAGGUACUCGAUAGACCGGAACACUGACCUGGAGCGCUUCUUCAACGUGGACGCAAACACAGGAGUCAUCAGCACGGCCAAGCUGUUAGACAGAGAGGUCAACUCCGUACACAACAUCACUGUCCUCGCCAUGGAGAGCCAGGAUCCAUCUCAAGUGGGGAGGGGAGUUGCGGUGAUCACGGUGAUGGACAUCAAUGACAAUGCCCCCACUUUCGCCAUCGAGUACGAGACGCUCUUGUGCGAGAAUUCGGCACCAGGCCAGGUCAUCCAGACGGUCAGUGCGGUGGACAAGGACGAGCCCCCCGGUGGCCACCGCUUCCUCUUCUCAUUGGCUGUUGCCCCGGGCAACUUCAACUUCACCCUGCGCGACAACAAAGACAACACGGCGUCGGUUCUGACCAAGCGCGGCGGUUUCCGGCGGCGGGAGCAGUCCCUCUACCGCCUCCCGGUGUUGAUCGUGGACAGCGGCUCGCCGGCGCUGAGCGGCACCAACACGCUGCUGGUGCAGGUGUGCGACUGCGAUGCGGACGGCGUGCCACAGGCCUGUGGAGCCGUGGCCUACUCGCUACCCGCCGGCCUCAGCACCGGGGCCCUGCUCGCCAUACUGGGCUGCAUACUCACCUUACUGGUGUUGGUGCUUCUGAUCGUGACGAUGAGGAGGAGGAGGAAGGUCCCCCUGAUCCUGGAGGACGAGCGCGACAUCCGCGAGAACAUCGUUCGCUAUGACGACGAGGGCGGCGGGGAGGAGGACACGGAAGCCUUCGACAUGGUGGCCCUGCGCAACCUCAACAUCAUGCACGAGGCCACGACGCACAGCGCCAACAAGACGCGACGCGACGUCACUCCCGACACGCCCACCUUCUUCCCCUACCCCUCCUCCUCCUCGCAUCGCCACCACCCCCACCCCCACCCCCACCCGGCGGGAGGCCCCCCGGCGCGGCUGCCCCCCUACAAGACCCUCCCGGACAACGUGCUGUUCCGCGAGUUCAUCUGGGACCGGCUGAAGGAGGCGGACGUGGACCCGGGCGCGCCGCCGUACGACUCGCUGCAGACGUACGCCUUCGAGGGCAGCGGGUCCGUGGCCGAGUCGCUCAGCUCGCUGGAGUCGCUCAGCAGCGGAGCCGAACAGAACUCGGAACAGAGCUACGACUACCUGAGCAACUGGGGCCCGCGCUUCAAGAAGCUGGCCGACCUCUACGGAAACAUGGAGGCCAACGGCUUCUUCUCGUAG
Engraulis encrasicolus (European anchovy) is the source of this 2811-nucleotide messenger RNA. Its product is annotated as cadherin-7-like. Gene Ontology annotation, cellular component: adherens junction; catenin complex; plasma membrane. The transcript has 16 exons. Gene Ontology annotation, molecular function: cadherin binding; calcium ion binding. The record is from RefSeq and is a predicted model, not a curated record. Lineage: Eukaryota; Metazoa; Chordata; Actinopteri; Clupeiformes; Engraulidae. Gene Ontology annotation, biological process: homophilic cell-cell adhesion; cell-cell adhesion mediated by cadherin; calcium-dependent cell-cell adhesion. The coding region runs from base 1 to 2811 and encodes 936 amino acids.